This is a messenger RNA of Lodderomyces margitis, 468 nucleotides long. RefSeq lists its product as uncharacterized. Lineage: Eukaryota; Fungi; Ascomycota; Pichiomycetes; Serinales; Debaryomycetaceae. The record is from RefSeq and is a predicted model, not a curated record. The coding region runs from base 1 to 468 and encodes 155 amino acids. The transcript is spliced from 2 exons.
AUGCCACCAAAAAAGGCCAAAAAAGCAGCCAUAACAAUUCUCAAACUCAAAAAUGGCAAACUCACAUACUUGCUCACCCUUUCAACAAUAACCUUGGAUAAUAUACGCCAGGACCUUGCAUUAGCAAUCAAUAAAUCCGGUGGAAUACCCAGUCAAGAUGCUGAAGCUGAAAUUAAGAAGCAGGAAGAGGAAAUUGAAGAAGAUAUAAUUGAUGAAGAUAACAUACCGGUACCGAAGUCUGAAUUUGAAGUAAUUGAAGAUGUGGGUGGUGGUGACGCACAUCAGGUUGAUCUGGACGAUUUGAGAAUUGCGAUACCUAGAAACGAGUCGUCGCCAUAUGAUAGCGAAUGGAUUGAGUUAUCUGAUGAUACCAUUGACGAGGUGGAGUUUAAAGACUAUGAUAUUUUGGCUUUUGCUACGGCUCCUGAUGAGAAAUUUGCUAUUGUAGAGGCGGCAUAUGAAGAUUGA